AUGGAAAGUUUUUCCCAUACCGUGGGAAAUCUCCUGCCCUAUCAUCUCCUCUCUUUCGGCACUCUACUCGGGACAGAGCUUUACCAGAGCUUUGUCAACACCAAGAUCUGCUUCCAGGCACUUCCUAUGCGCGAGUUCAUCGCGCUGCAGAAACGCCUGUUCCCCGCAUACUUCGGGUGUCAGGUAGGCCUGACUGCCCUAACGGCUGCAACGCACCCACCAUACAGCAUUGUAUCUCUGGUUAAGGACCCAUGGAGUGCAGCGCCGCUGGCAGUGAUUCUAAUAACGGGAUCUCUGAAUUGGUGGGUGUUUGGGCCGCGCACGACGACGGCGUCGCUUGUGAGGAGGGCACUGAAAGAAAGUAUCAAUGCCAGAACAAAAGAUGAUGGGAAGAUCCACCAGGCCAACCGCACCUUCUCCCGGAACCAUGCUAUGUCCAUCCAUCUCAAUGCCAUUGCUUUGGUCGCAUCCAUCUGGUAUGCAUUUUCGCUAUCCUCUGGUCUUACGGUGGGCUCGUAG
Messenger RNA from Penicillium alfredii, 519 nucleotides. RefSeq names its product DUF4149 domain-containing protein. The record is from RefSeq and is a predicted model, not a curated record. NCBI's taxonomy places the organism in Eukaryota, Fungi, Ascomycota, Eurotiomycetes, Eurotiales, Aspergillaceae. The transcript has 3 exons. The coding region runs from base 1 to 519 and encodes 172 amino acids.